This is a messenger RNA of Ornithorhynchus anatinus (platypus), 6372 nucleotides long. RefSeq names its product transmembrane protein 170A (gene TMEM170A). NCBI's taxonomy places the organism in Eukaryota, Metazoa, Chordata, Mammalia, Monotremata, Ornithorhynchidae. The record is from RefSeq and is a predicted model, not a curated record. Gene Ontology annotation, cellular component: endoplasmic reticulum membrane. Bases 1 to 450 code for a protein of 149 amino acids. The transcript has 3 exons. Gene Ontology annotation, biological process: endoplasmic reticulum tubular network organization.
AUGGAGGGCGAGGCCGGCGGCGGCGGCGGCGGCGGCGGCAGCAGCAGCUCGGCCCGGCUCCUGCAGCAGAUCCUGAGCCUGCAGCUGGUGCCCAGGGUGGGCAACGAGACCCUGUGCCCCAACAUCACCGCCCUCUGCUCCUUCCCAGAGAUGUGGUAUGGUGUGUUCCUGUGGGCACUGGUGUCUUCUCUGUCCUUCCACGUACCUGCUGGAUUACUGGCCCUUUUCACCCUCAGACAUCACAAAUAUGGUAGGUUCAUGUCUGUAAGCAUCCUGUUGAUGGGCAUCGUGGGACCAAUUACUGCUGGAAUCUUGACAAGUGCAGCAAUUGCUGGAGUUUACAGAGCUGCAGGGAAAGAAAUGAUCUCCUUGGAAGCCCUCACCCUUGGUGUUGGGCAGACAUUUUGUGUCGUGCUGGUUUCCUUUUUACGGAUUUUAGCAACUUUGUAGCGUUCCACUGGAGCAUCGCGGCAAAAAGAGAAACUCACGAAUAGGACUUCCGACUCACCGAUGAAGCGAAAGUCCUGAAUAUAGUAAUUUAUUGAAAAUUUUUCAUGAGGAGACUUUUAUGGAGGACUGACUUGGCAGUGUCUACCUGGGAAAUUUCAACCAGUUGCUUCGAUAUGGGAGUGAAGGCCCAGUGUCCUCAAGUCAGGUCUUCAAUUUGGAGAAGAAUUGGACAGAAGAUAUUUUUGGAGCCCUCCAGAUUUCAUGAGGACAAAAGAGGUUGUACCGACUGUUCUCUUUGAAGAUAUUUCGAUAAUUUAUGUGCUUGUCCAACUGUACUUUUACACAAACCCGCCCAGCCCCACAUUGGGAUUGUUCAUCCCUCGGUACCGCCUUUCACCGGCUUCUACCGGAUCAUGCGAUGUGGAAUAUUUCAGAGGAACUACAGUAAACCUGGGGCAGAUUCAGAGCAGAGUAUUCUUUGUGCUAAAUCUCUUGAGUUGCUUAGGAUGGGAUUUAAAGCGUGCUCAUUAGACCUUUUUAUUUUGUUACAUUUUUGUAACAGUGUGCCAAGUAGGUUUUUGAUGGUGAGCGAAAUACGGUAGAUGCAAAAAAGUGCAAAAAAGUAGUCGAAAAUAACUACUGAGCGGCGUGAUAUUGAAAGACAGGGAUUUUGACCUCUACGUAACAUUUUGUAAUGAACGUUUUGUAAGAUGUGAUCCUGCAGUUUUGUAGCACAUUAAGCCUGCUAGCUGAAGCGCUCCCUGAACCCAUCAAAUGCACCGUCUCCUGCGCCCUUUGUCUCUUACUGCAUCCAUUUAUGUUGUCGGUGGCUGUUAGUGACCAGAAUUGAAAAUCUGUUCUAUUGGUGAACGUGUUUUCGCUGGGAAAGCCAGAUGGAUUGGUAAAAUGGUAAAGCCUACUCUAGUGUAAGCUUACCUAGCUGGGUUUAUAUGCUGGUGGAAGAUGAUUGGUAAAAGUACAGACUUGAACAAAUUAGUACAUUUGGCCCAUGGUCGUAAGGAGUCCGAAUCUCCUAGGGUUGAACGUGGUUCACUGGCAGGAAGUUUGGUUCUUGAGGAGGAAUAUUAAUUCCUUCCGGCCACAAGGACCUAAUUGAAUGCAGCGCUCCCCUCUGCAGUUCUCCAUGUGGUCUCCCAGCAGGCUGAAAAAGUUAAUGCCCCUCCCAAAGAGCCUAACUUUCUACUAGGAUGUAGAUGUUGGAACUAAGCAAAUUGGACCUUAAAUUAUGUUUACAUUUUUUGUUUAGUGGUGAUUGUUACCAAGUUAAAAUAUCGUCUUACUGCUUCAGAAGUCUUUUGAAUCCAAGGAAGUGCCUGAAGUUUCUCCUCCCCCUCCAAAACACCAUCCUCUUUCUCCCAUCUUGUCCCGCUCCUCUAACCGAAGCUUGAGAUCUCUCUCAAACUCGUCCAAGAAAACAUUAGGUUGAGGCCCAGAACCCAAAGACAUUAGUUGACUAGCAAAUACGGUCAUUUAAUCAGUAGACUCGAGAACCAUCAUCCUCAAAAGAUUAAAGGUGAAUUGUCUCUCCCUAAGAAUGCAGUCAGUAUUAGCUUUCUUGAUGCGUUUCUGGAAUUUUUGAGAGUGCUUGAAGGCAACUCCACCUAAGUCAAUAAAACAUUUGGUCUCAGAAUGAAAGCUCUUACUCCAGGUAUCUCUGAAUACAAGUGUAGGUUUACAUUCCUGAUGAAUCAACCCUGCAUUAAGGAAAAGUUGCACCAGAGUAUGCACGUCUUGAUUAGUACUGUGCCUAUACAUAUAUAUAUGUAACUGCCUUUUCCAACAUCGCAUUACAUCCUAUCCUUGUAGACACCUGCUGUCGGAAGCUUGUUUCCUAAUUCAGUGAUGGCGUUCUACCCACAACGCAGAACGAAAACCUGCUUUCUGGAAGAACCGAGUGGAUUUUAAAUUUGUUUCAUUAUUUCAGACUCAUGUGGUCUGACUACCCAUUUCGUGCGAAGAUAAUAUUCACCUCUUACUUUCUUAACAUAAUUUUAGUAGUUCUCCUGUAUGGGAAAAUCACAAACUAUUUCCAUCGGGAAUAAAAAUAAAAAUUAGCUAGAAUUGUGCUCUGACUAUCCACUCAGCAUAAAUGGAGGCAGGAAAACAACCCUUUCUCAAAAGGUGGUCUUUGUCCAAAGUUUGUGUCAUGCCCUCUGCAAAGGGGAAAACUAAGUAGUGUUCUAAUUGUUGUGCAUUUCUCCCCAAAAUUAAAAUCUUGUUUUCUCUGUCAAUGUUAUCCCAUGUGCAAAAGCUUGUAAAUACCUGUCAUUGGAAUAAUUGUAAUUGUUCCCUUUCCUUGAAGACAUCUCAAGCCUUUUGCUAGGUUUAACCCGUAGAAAACUGGCAGGUUUUAUUUCCAAAUACAAGUCACUGCCCAAAUAUUAGGUGUUCAGGAACUUUUAUCCUCAUAUUUUUUCCUUAAUUUUUUCGAUGUACUUCCCUGCAAGCACAGCAGUUGGGAUUUGCCCGAUAGAGAGUAGUUGCAGAUCUUUGCAUUUUAGAUCAGUUCAGCAUGUAUGUUUAAACCAAUUUUAUGCACCGCUGAUGAAAUCUUGUCUCAGGCAACAGAUGCUUUCUUUUUCCUCUGUGUGAUCCUAAGGCCUCACAGUAGGUCCUUUCUUUGUAUACUUAAGUUUAACUGAGCCAAAAUGUUGUCUUUAAGAAAAUCUCAAGACAGAGGGUGGGGUUACCGAUCCCUAGAAUGCAAGGGGUCCAGGUGUGGCUGGAUUUCAUUUGAGAUUUUCUCUUUCAUCUUGUCCCAUUCAAGGAUGCCUACUUUUAAGCCAAAAAAACACAAACCCUCAGGAUUAUUAUUUUGCAGAGAUGCCGCUUAACAUUAUUCUUGAGAAUAUUGUUGCCAUCCAGGACUUCAGGGAUCUACUUGUAUCUUUUAUUUGUAUUCUCUGUUCUGUUUAAGUCACUUUGUCGAUACAGCUCUCUUCCUGACUUAAUUUGAUUUCUUGGGGGCUGUUUUUAAAUCUGUUCUCUGUUUCUCCCCGAUUUUUGUUUUUGUCUGUUACUGAGGCCUGCUGGGUUUCUAUUUACCGAGCAUUGGUUGCUAAGUAAGGAAUUGCCAACAGUGGAAAUUUGGAACCCAGUCUCAGAAUCUUCUUUUCCCAGCCCUUCUUUAUCCCCUGCCUCCUAUACCCUUUCUCCUUUUUAAAGAGGGUAUUUAUAAUAUUUGUAAUCUUACUCUACGUUUAAUUUAUCCCAAUUAAAACCCAACCGGGUUUUCAGUUGGAAUUUGCUGCAGCUCCCAACAGGCCAAGUAACCGUCAGCCCUUUUAAUGAAGAAUGGAUGGGACAGAGUGAUCCCGACUCAACUUAAAUCAAAAACCUCAAGCAUCUUCAAUUAACUCUAGCGGGUCUACAGAUUUUCCCCGGGUUUCAAAAUGAUGGGAACAUAUCUUUUGCACUCUCCAAAGCUUGCUCUGGUCACUUGUGAAUGCGUCUAACGCCAUUUUUCGGCUUUCCGCAACUUUUGUUCUUUCUUGGGGUGAUCGCUCGUUGAAAAAAAUCCUUAAUUUGAAUCUGUCACAUUUUGGGAGGGAAAGAGCAUAAGAAACCCUGGAGAAAAAUCAAAAUAACAUGCAGUAGGUGAGCUGACAUUCCAGAUCGACUUGUCUACCUUGGACAUACUUUCUGGCAAAAGUAUUACUUGUUGGGUGUAUGUUCUUCAUUCAGAUUUUGUUGACAUUUCGGCUCCACCAGUUUUUGCCAACUGUCAUCUGACUAGGCAGUUGAAUCCUUCGGUGAAGAGGGGGAAUGCAGGGCUUUGUGGAUUUUUGAAAUUUAUUUGUAGUUUUUGAGGUUGCUUCUCAGAUCCCGGUUGUCCCCGAAGAGAUGAAUAAACUACCUCUGAUAAACAUUCUCUUCAUCUUCUUGCCGGCAGCAAAAUGUCUCGUUGCUAUCGUGAACGAUAAAUCCUGCUACCCUCCGGCUUGGCCCCAGAUCUCCAAGACCAAAGGAUCUUUCUCCUUCCCAAUAAUGACCAUUUAGACUUUUGAGUUUGCCCGGAGAAAUGGGAAUCUAUUUUCCCUUCUGCUGAGCAACGAAUAUCCUCAGGACUCUUAGCCCCCCAGUGACUCAGGAAUGAAUGAAUGUCGUAGACUUCUUUUCCUUGAAGCCCACUGGACUGUGUGAAUGUAAAAUUAGAUUUGAAGAUGGAGGACCUCGCUACCUAGUCUCCUCCUCGUCUUUUCUCUCUUAAAAAUUAAAAAAAAAAAGAUUUCCAAAAGGAUAAUAGAGAUGGCUUGAAAGGGACGCUACAAAAACAGCGGCUAACCUAGAGUGUGUGCCCGCAGGAUCAUAUGCAAGGUUUGAGACUUUUCUUUUAAAAAUACCCAUAAAUUGAGCUCAGGGGAUAGUUAUGUUAAAAAGUCGAAACUUUAGUGUGAGAAGAUAUCAUUUAAUUUAUCUGUAGAGUGGGAUGUAAUUUUGAUCCUACUCUUCUGGAGUUAUUUAUGCUGCCCAUGGAGAGAGUCUCUGAAGUGUCCUUUGGAAAAGAUUAAAUUCAUCUCCUUAUUGAACGGCCCCGUUUGUCGUUAGCGUCGAUACUAACGCCUUUUCUUCCUCCGAUCCCCACUAUUUACUGAUCCUUAAUGGUUGUGAUCGAUGUUAAAAAGUUUAGCUUUUCUGUUUGAGCCAGAGCAUAUAAAUAAAAUUAAGGGGCAUCUCGGUUUCCAUCUGCUUAUUAUUUUAUCUCUGUGGAUACCUGCUCAUGUUUUUUGUUGUUUAUUUUUUCCAGUUUACAGAAUAAUAUAUUCCUUUACGUUCUUGGACGUUGCCUUAUGCAGGAUAUUAUGUGGUCAGGCCUCGUAUGUGACACUCUGAAUGAUUUACUUUAAUGUACAUAGAUCCUAUGUGAAAUAGAAAUUGUGUUGCUUGAAUGAAGUCUUCAGGGAACGAUUAUUUAUGUAAAGAUGAACAAUCAAACUCUGCACUUGCCUGUCUCAGCUUCGUAUACGAUUUAAAGUCACUGGGGAGGGGUGGGAGUGGGAAUUCAGUCAGGAGGUGUAGUUCUUGCCGUUUUGUGUCAGGCGCUCUCGUAUGUGUAGUUUUUAGAAAAGGUCACAUUCUCAAACUACAAAGACGUCCUAAAAACUUUAUGGGCAGAUGUAUUCUCCUCCCCCAAAUCCCUCCCACGUAAUGGAAGGUUCACUUUUAAAACCAUUUUUGUGCCUCCACUUUCCAUUUCCCUGUUCUCCCCCACCGUCAACCCCCUCAGCUGACUUCUUUCUUUUUCCACUUUUUUGGUUAUGAGAAUCAUUAGGGGGGAAAAGAUAUUCUUCGUGAAAAUGCGUGAAUGGAGUCGGUGAAAUGAAACGGAUUUAACCGUCCCGACGUCGAAGGAGAAGAUGGCGGGAACAGAAGCCCCGUUGAAUCCCGUCAGCACUGCCUCUCACCGUCUAGCUCGUGCUUACUUCUUAGUAACAGAAACACGACCUCUUAUGAAUUGUUGAAGCCGGUGAAGUCACGUUCUUGCAGAACAUUGCUUCCUACUCCGUCCCGGUUUUCCAGAAAAAUCAUCCAUCAGUCAGUCCAGUAAGCUCUCCGGGGCUGUGCAUUCCACUCUGCUGAACUUCGCUGACAGCCCUGGUUGGAAUUGUUCUCGCACUGUAAAGCGUCACCCAAAACCAAGGAACCGUGGCUUAGAAUGUAAAGCACAGGUGCCCGAGCAUCCCGUACAAGCUUUUUUCUUCUUCUUUUUCCAUUUGUUGAGCACACUCUGCUGGUUGGGACUCAAACCAGCUUAACUUUUGUAUUAGAUUGUUUCACUAACUGCUAGAGAUGAUACGAUCAAAUCUUUGUAUGAUAGAAAAUGAAUACUUUACAUUUUAUUUUUCUACUGACAUUUCUAAUUCUGGUGUCUAUGUUUAUCAAUAAAAAAAAUUAACAGUC